Nycticebus coucang (slow loris) is the source of this 2837-nucleotide messenger RNA. RefSeq names its product meprin A subunit alpha (gene MEP1A). The record is from RefSeq and is a predicted model, not a curated record. NCBI's taxonomy places the organism in Eukaryota, Metazoa, Chordata, Mammalia, Primates, Lorisidae. Gene Ontology annotation, biological process: proteolysis. Gene Ontology annotation, molecular function: metalloendopeptidase activity; protein binding; zinc ion binding. Gene Ontology annotation, cellular component: membrane.
AUGGUUUGGACUAAAUCCACUUACCUUCUCUCUUUUACCCUGAUUUUUGCUCAUGCAGCAGCUAUAUCGGUAAGUAGAGUUUUGCUCUUUGGAUUUUUAGACAUAUUAAUUCUAGUGGACAUUAUCUAUUUACCAUACAUUUAUUUCUUUCAGAUUAAGCAUCUUUCUAAAGGAAAUGUACCUGAUUCAGAUCUUGGUGAACAGAAGGAUAUUUCAGAAAUCAAUCUAGCUGCUGGCUUGGACCUCUUUCAAGGGGACAUCCUCUUGCAGAACUCCAGAAAUGGCCUGCGAGAUCCCAACGCCAGGUGGAAAUUCCCCAUUCCUUACAUUCUGGCUGACAAUCUGGAGCUGAAUGCCAAAGGAGCCAUUCUCUAUGCCUUUGAAAUGUUCCGCCUCAAAUCCUGUGUGGAUUUCAAGCCCUAUGAAGGAGAGGACUCGUAUAUCAUAUUUCAACAGUUUAGUGGAUGCUGGUCUUCAGUCGGCGACCAACAUGUGGGGCAGAAUCUCUCUAUUGGCCCAGGGUGUGACUAUAAGGCCAUCAUCGAACAUGAAAUCCUGCAUGCUUUGGGAUUUUACCAUGAGCAGUCAAGGACCGACCGGGAUGAUUAUGUGAACAUUUGGUGGGAUGAAAUUAUUCCAGGUUAUGAGCACAACUUUAAAACCUAUGAUGAUGACUUCAUCACGGACCUCAAUACACCCUAUGAUUACGAAUCUCUGAUGCACUACGCACCUUUCUCAUUUAAUAAGAAUGACAGCAUCCCAACCAUCACAGCCAAGAUUCCUGAGUUUGACUCCAUCAUUGGGCAGCGCCUGGAUUUCAGUGCCCUGGAUUUAGAGAGGCUGAACCGAAUGUACAAUUGCACCACACCCCAAACCCUUUUGGACCACUGUGCUUUCGAGAAGGCAAACAUCUGUGGGAUGAUUCAGGGCACCAGAGAUGAUGCUGACUGGCUUCACGAGGACAGUGCCCAGGCUGGACAAGUAGACCACACCUUGCUGGGACGAUGCUCAGGUGCUGGCUACUUCAUGCGAUUUGACACCAGCUCAGGGGCCAAGGAAGAGGCAGCCCUCCUGGAGUCUCGGAUUCUCUACCCCAAGAGGAAGCAGCAGUGCCUGCAGUUUUUCUACCGAAUGACAGGAAGCCCUUCGGACAGACUCACCGUCUGGGUCAGGAGGGACGACAGCACGGGCGAUGUUCGCAAGCUGGUCAAGGUGGAGACCUUCCAAGGAGAUGCUGACCAUGAUUGGAAAAUUGCCCAUGUGAAGCUAACAGAGGAAAUGAAGUUUCGCUACCUUUUCCAGGGCACAAGGGGGGACCCUCAGAACUCAAGUGGGGGGAUUUACCUGGAUGACAUCACUCUGACAGAAACCCCCUGCCCCACUGGGGUUUGGACGAUACGGAAUUUCUCUCAGGUCCUUGAGAACACGAACCCAGGGGACAGGCUGCAGAGCCCUCGGUUCUACAAUUCCGAGGGAUAUGGUUUCGGCUUGACGCUAUACCCCAAUGGCAGAACCAUCUCCAGCGGAUCCGGCUACAUGAGACUUGCUUUUCACUUGUGCAGUGGAGAGAAUGACGCUAUUCUGGAGUGGCCCGCGGAAAACAGGCAGGUGGUAAUAACCAUACUUGACCAGGAGACCGAUGUCAGAAAUCGGAUGUCCUCGAGCCUGGUGUUCACCACCUCCAAGUCUCAGACAUCUUCAGCAAUCAAUGACUCUGUCAUCUGGGACAGGCCAUCCAGAGUGGGAUCCUAUUAUAAUGACUGUGACUGUUUUAGAAGCAUCGACUGGGGAUGGAAUAAUUUUAUCUCCCACCAAAUGCUGAAAAAGAGAAGCUUCCUUAAAAACGAUGACCUCAUCAUUUUUGUAGAUUUUCAAGAUAUCACCCACCUUAACCGAACUGAAGUUCCCACUAAAAGCAAAAGACGGAGCCCCGAAGGCCUUGUCCUCCAAGGCCAGGAGCAGCAGGCCUCCGAAGCAGGUUCACAGCAGGCUGUGUUAAUGGAAGUCCAACCUGAAGGCCUGGGCCAGGGGCACCCCAGCAGGCAGAAGCGGUCAGUGGAGAACACAGGCCCCUUGGAGGACCACAACUGGCCACAGUACUUCAGAGACCCCUGUGACCCAAACCCUUGCCAAAAUGAUGGCAUCUGUGUGAACGUGAAGGGGAUGGCGAGCUGCAGGUGCGUCUCUGGACAUGCUUUCUUCUACACGGGGGAGCGCUGCCAGGCCAUGCAGGUGCACGGCAGCGUUCUGGGCCUGCUGAUCGGAGGCACAGCUGGCGUCAUCCUCUUGACCUUCACUGUCCUCUCUGUCAUUCACCAAAAGUCAAAGCAGUGACCGCCUGCUGGCUUUGGCCAGACCGCAGAGGCACCUCCUCCCCUCAGGCCCUCCCUUUCUGUCGUCAGCGGGGUUUGGGGCACUUUGUGACAGCUUUGAACGGGAUCUCUAAGGACCAAGGACUCUCAUCCUAUGUGUAACUCUUGUCAGUUUUCUGCCCCUACCUGGUUCCGUUACCCUGCUAUGUGCUUCUAAUAUAUCUGGUGUACCCUAUGACAGCACCCAUCACUCUGAAUUGUAAAUCGCUUGUUUAACUGCCUGUCUUGCCUUUUGACUGUGAGCUCCAUGAAGGCAGCAGUACAUUACCCUCACUGAUCACGCGAGCCCUGGUGCCUAGACGCCUAGUGGCAUGUUACCAUGGGCACUCCGUGAAGGCUGAAUGAAUGAACAAUAAAUGAGUGAAUAGCUAAGAUGUAGAAACUCUCUCAUGCCUAUUUCAGAUCAGAUAUUUACGAUGAAAUCCAUAUGUUGGUUACAUUACAAUCAAAUAUUCAUUUUUAAUC